ACCCUUCUCCCUGUCGUCAGUCGGGACUCGUGAUUCGUCAGUCGUGACUCGCCCCUCGCAGGAGAUUCCAUCCACAUAGGGUUCUAACGUCGAGACUCGAGACUGAAAACUGAACUUGCAAGAUAAGCCGAAGCAGUUCGAGUCUCGAGAGAGAGAGGUGUAGUGGUUAAGCUUAUUUUUCUCGAAGCCAUGGCAUAUCUAAGCAUGGGAGAAGCUCACAGACGAAUAUCAGACUAUUUGAAUCGCUUCCACGACUCUGUAUCUUCUCAGGAUGGUUCCUCACUGAGGCAGCUACUUUCCGUCUCUUCCGAUUCUCCUCAUCUUCUAUCACUCGCUGAUGCUCUGAAUGUCUUCCAGGACGCAAAUAGAUUGAUAAAACAAGCUGAUAGAUAUUCUCAGCUCGGAGAAAUCAUCGCUCCUCUCUUUAGGUGUUUGCAGAAUUAUCGAAUUGGGCACUUGGUUGAUGCCUAUAACGCUUUCGAGAAAUCUGCCAAUGCGUUUCUUCAAGAGUUUAGGAAUUGGGAAUCUGCAUGGGCCAUGGAACCAUUGUAUGUGAUUGCCUACGAAAUUAGAGUCAUCGCUGAGAAGGCUGACAGGGAACUAGCUUCGUAUGGAAAGAUCCCAGAGAAACUAAAAGGAGCUGGCUCAUUCCUAAUGAAAGUUUUCGGGGCUCUAGCUGGUAAAGGCCCGAAACGUGUUGGAGCCUUACAUGUAACUUGCCAACUGUUCAAAAUUUAUUUCAAGCUUGGUACAGUCCACCUUUGCCGAAGUGUGAUUAGAAGCAUUGAAACAGCUCGAAUUUUCGACUUUGAGGAAUUUCCAGUGAGAGACAAAGUCACCUAUAUGUAUUAUACAGGCCGUUUGGAAGUAUUUAAUGAAAAUUUUAUCGCUGCUGAUCAAAAACUCACGUAUGCCUUAAUGCAUUGUAACCCUCGGCGAGAAGAAAACAUAAGGAUGAUCCUGAAAUAUCUUAUACCUGUGAAGCUUUCCAUAGGCAUUUUACCGAAAAGUUGGCUCCUGGACAAAUAUAAUCUGAUUGAGUACAAUGAUGUUGUGCAAGCACUAAAAAGAGGUGACCUCCGACUUCUACGGCAUGCUCUCCAAGAACAUGAAGAUCGAUUCUUAAGAUCAGGUGUAUAUCUUGUCCUGGAGAAGCUAGAGCUCCAAGUUUACCAACGAUUGGUAAAGAAGAUCUACAUCAUCCAAAAGCAGAGGGACCCUAGCAAAGCACACCAGAUAAAGUUGGAUGUGAUUGUGAAGGCUUUGAAAUGGCUCGAAAUGGACAUGGAUGUUGAUGAGGUGGAAUGCAUCAUGGCCAUUCUAAUAUACAAGAACCUUGUGAAAGGAUAUUUCGCUCACAAGAGCAAAGUGGCUGUUUUAAGCAAGCAAGAUCCUUUCCCCAAGUUAAAUGGAAAGCCAGUCAAUUCAUAGGUGGUACUCAAAAAAAAAAAAAAAAAAAAAAAAAAAAGCAGCUGUGCUAGGAUUUAUCUUACCUUGUUAUUUUAUUAUCAUUAUUUUUUUGUGGGUUGGGGGUGGUGAGGUGGGGGAGUUGUUUCAGUGCAUGUCGGGAGCAUAAAUCUGCAGAUGAUGAUGAAUGCUUUCCCUUGUAACAUCCUUUUUCCUCUUCAGCAAAAACGUAGCUUCUUUUAUUCCUAGAUCAACUGUACUGAAUUUACCAGCUGUGGCAUUGUAACGUAUUAUUAUCUACCUGGAGUCAUCUCAUGCUUUGCUUAA
Messenger RNA from Macadamia integrifolia, 1734 nucleotides. RefSeq names its product enhanced ethylene response protein 5. The record is from RefSeq and is a predicted model, not a curated record. The transcript has 13 exons. Bases 190 to 1431 code for a protein of 413 amino acids. Lineage: Eukaryota; Viridiplantae; Streptophyta; Magnoliopsida; Proteales; Proteaceae. Gene Ontology annotation, biological process: poly(A)+ mRNA export from nucleus; transcription elongation by RNA polymerase II; post-transcriptional tethering of RNA polymerase II gene DNA at nuclear periphery. Gene Ontology annotation, molecular function: double-stranded DNA binding; RNA binding. Gene Ontology annotation, cellular component: transcription export complex 2.